Messenger RNA from Clupea harengus (Atlantic herring), 2359 nucleotides. RefSeq names its product protein tyrosine phosphatase 4A3a (gene ptp4a3a). Gene Ontology annotation, biological process: protein dephosphorylation. The record is from RefSeq and is a predicted model, not a curated record. Lineage: Eukaryota; Metazoa; Chordata; Actinopteri; Clupeiformes; Clupeidae.
ACUAGUCUGCCAGAGCAAUCACAUGGGAAGAAGCUUAGAUAUUGUAUUUGACAGCAGUUGUUUCAGUUGUCUGAGGAAACACAGCGCCGCCCCAUCCUCCUGUCAGUCUGUCGUAGAUGGCGUUCCUGCAGAGGGCUGGAGACUACUGUCACGCGCAACAUCCCCGGGUGUGACUCUGUGGGCUUUGUGACACGUCUGGCACCCCCCUGCACCCCAAAUCUGUGGAUUUGAAAACCAGCGUCAACCUCCCAGGCCCCUGAGGAAGCUCUCUUCACACCCUCAGUGCCCUGCCUUCUCCCCGGAUGGGGCCACUGUCCUUGCUGCCUUUUCAGCAGAGGGACAAGAGUCUCUAGGAUCUUAAGGACUUCGAUAAGAUUGUGUUUUUACCAGACGAAGAGAACCAGAAAGGCGAUAAAAAGAUAUUGAAGAUCCUGAGGCGUGGAAAAGCCUUUUUUUUUGUCAGCCAACAGAGGACUUGCUCUGGCCAAACAGUGUCAUCUGUGUUUUAAAUUUUUUUGGACGCUUUUGUAAAUACAUAGAUCUUGUUGCCACUGAAGCAAGCAUGGCUCCGAUGAACAGGCCAGCUCCCGUGGAGGUGUGCUACAAGAACAUGCGCUUCCUCAUCACCCAUAACCCCACCAACUCCACCUUAAACAGCUUCAUCGAGGACCUAAAGAAGUACGGCGCCACCACGGUGGUUCGAGUGUGUGAGGUGACCUAUGACAAGACCCCGCUGGAGAAGGACGGCAUCACAGUGGUGGACUGGUCCUUUGAUGACGGCGCGCCCCCUCCCUCCAAGAUCGUGGAGGACUGGCUGAGUCUGCUCAGGAGCCGCUUCCUGGAGGAGCCCGGCUGCUGUGUGGCAGUGCACUGCGUAGCGGGACUGGGGAGGGCUCCAGUCCUUGUGGCCUUGGCAUUGAUUGAGAGCGGAAUGAAAUACGAAGAUGCCAUCCAGUUCAUUCGACAAAAGCGCAGAGGAGCCAUUAACAGCAAGCAGCUCACCUACCUGGAGAAAUAUCGGCCCAAACAGAGACUCCGUUAUAAGCACCCACACAUUUUCAAGAACAAAUGCUGUAUCAUGUGACCCGGUGGGCCGCAAGAGCCCCCCCCCCCCCCCCCCUCCGACAGACAAUACGGAUCUGAACCGAUGUGGAAAAAAAAAUGACUUGACAGCCUCCCGAUGCACUUUGCUGUUCUACAAUGACAACGCGAACUGGUAUAGGGUCUAGUUGAGCUUCCAUGGGGUCUGAGCUUACUUCUGGAGAAAGGGGGAAGCAGUUGUGCUUGUGCUCCCAGAAAUUGGACUGCAGCCAAGAGGUUGGAGAUGAUGGCGCUUCUGCCUUAAGCCAUCCUGGGUCUUAGACAUGCACCAACAGGUUGACCCCCCCCCAACACACACAAAAACCUUACUUUGAUCUUCUGUGAUUGGCUGCAUUUGAGUCAACCAACAUCCCUCUUCCUGAACAACACAAAUCAUAGAAGGGGAAAAAAUUGACUUUUGCCUUUGAUGAGUGUCAGUAAGAGUGAGAGCUAGCUGUGUGACAACAAAAUGUGAAUCGUGGGACAUAUGGGAAAUGUAUUCUAUUGUGCCUCUCUCUCUCUCUCUCUCUCUCUCUCUCUCUCUAUCUCUCAUUUUGUCUAUGAAUUGUAAACAGUUGGGAAAGAAAACCCCUUUUUGCUCACCUGCUGUGGAGAUGCUACGAUGCUGCUUUGUGCUGGUAUACUUCAUGAUGCUUCAGUGCUUCGUUUGUGAGCGUGUUCAGUACAGCCAGUUUAGCACUUGAAGAGGAUAAGCCCUGUGUCACAUGACUGCAGUGAGGGAAUUCUAUGUGGGAUGUAGUGCAACAACUUUUUUUUUUUUUAAUGUUGAUGAAACCAAAUGUCAGGGUUCUCAAAGUGAGGGUGUGUGUGUGUGUGUGUGUGUGUGUGUGUGUGAGAAAGUUUCAGGCAGAGUGCUGACAGGUGUGCUUAUCCAUGUGGGGGUGCCUCUGAAUUUAUCCUUUCUGCUCUGAGCUUGGGUCCAUGGGGAACUCAGGUUUUCUUGUUUGGUUUGUGCCUCCGUUGCAUUAUGGUGUGUGAAUGAAGCCAAACAUAAAAAGUAACUGAAAAGCACCCACAUGGAAGAGACGCACACACAGUACACACACCACACACACCCUCCACGGAGGCCUUCGCACCCAUGAGCCAGCCAGUUUGAAGCCGGCUGUUGCUCCUCAACAGCACAGAUUUCUCCACUGGAGAGGUAGGACGUCGCUCAUGUCUUCCUCUUGCCUCUUUUUCUGCCUUUAUUUUGUUGUCCUUGAAGGAUCUGCCUUCACUUGUAUAGAAUUAAUAAAAUAAUAAAAGGAUGCGCACCCUC